AUGUGUGUUGACUAUACAGAUCUCAACAAGCACUGCCCUAAAGAUCCUUUUCCUCUCCCGCGCAUUGACUGGGUUGUUGAUUCUACAGCCGGGUGUGCACUCCUCUCUUUUCUUGAUUGCUACUCAGGCUACCAUCAGAUCGCUUUGAAGAAGUCGGAUCAAGAGAAGACCUCCUUCAUUACGCCCUUUGGGGCGUACUUCUACAACGCCAUGACAUCCAGCCUCAAUAACGUGGGUGCUACCUACCAGGAGGCCAUCCAGAAAUGCCUCCAGGGGCAGAUCGGGUGCAACGCCGAGGCCUACAUAGAUGACAUCAUCAUCAAAAUAAGGUCCAAUGAUCAGUUCAUUGCCGACCUCCAAGAAACAUUUGAAAAUCUCAGGAGAUUCAAAUUGAAGCUAAACCCCACCAAGUGCGUGUUUGGCGUCCCGUCCGAGAAGCUACUCAGCUUCAUCGUAAGCAGCCGGGGCAUCGAAGCUAACCCAACGAAGAUCAACACUAUCAGAUUCAUGAAGCCACCCAGGUGCAAGAAGGAUCUGAUGAAGCUUACAGGGUGCAUGGCGGCCCUGAGCUGGUUCAUCAGCCGGCUAGGCGACAAAGGCCUGCCCUUCUUCAAACUUCUCAGGAAGUCAGACAAGUUCGAGUGGAACGAGGAAGCUGCCGUAGCAUUUCAGCAGCUCAAAAACUUCCUCACAACUCCACCCGUCCUCACAACUCUAGAAGAUGGGGAGACGCUACUCCUCUACAUCGCAGCAACCACGCACGUGGUCAGCACCGCCCUAGUCGUCGAACGAGACGAGCCAGGCCAUGUCUACAAGGUACAGCGACCCGUCUACUUCAUUAGUGAAGUACUCGGCGAGUCCAAGCUGCACUACCCCCAGGUGCAGAAACUCCUCUACGCGAUACUCAUCACGUCUAGGAAGUUGUGCCACUACUUCCAGGCGCAUAAUGUCAAGGUGGUCUCCUCCUUCCCACUCGGCGAUAUACUUCACAACAGAGACACCAACGGCUGGGUCAUCAAGUGGUCGGUGGAGUUAGGGGCCCUAUCCAUCGAGUUCCUCUCUCGCUUCACCAUCAAGUCACUGGCCCGGCCGACUUCAUCGCUGAGUGGACAUAGAUCCAAGACCCACCACCCGAUGAACGACCCGAGCAUUGGAUCAUGCAUCCUCUUCAUCUCCCCGAGAAGUGAGCAGCUAAAGUAUGUCCUACAGCUACUCUUCAAGGCCACCAACAACGCGGCCGAAUACGAGGCUCAUAUCCACGGUCUCAGGAUCACUACCUUCCUUGGCAUUAAGAGGCUCCUCGCAUACGGCGACUCCAAUGUCAUCAUCCAGCAAGUUAACAAGGAUUGGGACUGCACUGUGGAGAAGAUGGACGACUACUGCAAGGAGAUACGCAAGGUAGAGGCCUACUUCUACGGCCUGGAAUUCCACCACGUCCUCCGGGACUACAAUGUGGCAGCCGACAUACUCUCCAAGCUUGGCUCCAAACGGGCACUCAUCCCAGCCGGAGUUUUUGUACAGGCUCUCAACUUCCCCACUGUCAAGAUCGAAGAAGAACCUCCCACUAAGCCUGACCUAGCACCAGCCCCAGGCCAGGAAGUACUGGUCACCGAUCUAGAUUGGCGAGCCCCGAUACUCGACUUCAUCAUCAACAACAAGUCCUAUCCGAAGUACAAGGAGCACGAGAGACUCGCCCGUCGAACCGCAAACUACGUCGUCAUCGGAAUCGAGUUGUUUAGGCACUCGGCCUCCUCGAGAACCCUUUCCAAGUGCAUCUCCCAGCAAAAUGGAGUUCGACUGCUCGGCGAGAUCCACUCGGGAAUCUGCGGAAACCACGCAGGAGCAUCAACCCUGGUUGGCAAAGCUUUCAGAUCGGGCUUCUACUGGCCGACGGCCCUGGCUGACGCCCAGGCCAUCAUCAGACAAUGCCCAGGGUGCCAGUUCUUCUCUAAGCAGCAGCACGUCCCGACUCAGGCCCUGCAGUGGAUUGAGGUGAAGCCGGUCUCAUCUACGUCAGCAGCCAAGGCAGCCGAGUUCAUUGAAGAAAUAACGCACAGGUUCGGAGUGCCCAACCGGAUUAUCACAGACUUGGGCUCCUCCUUCACCGAAUCAGAAUUAUGGGACUUCUGCCAGAAGAGCUGCAUAGAUAUAUACUACGCCUCCGUGGCUCACCCACGAUGCAAUGGCCAGGUGGAACGGGCCAACAGCUUGAUCCUUCAGGGGCUCAAAGCUAGGAUCUUUGAUCCGAUCGAAAAAUAUGGCUCCAAAUGGAUCCAAGAACUACCCAAAGUAGUAUGGGGGCUGCGCACGCAGAGAAGUCGGGCCACCGGCUACUCCCCCUUCUUCAUGGUCUACGGUUCUGAGGCUAUCCUCCUGACGGACAUUGCCUUUGGUGCUCCGCACACCCAGAACUACGAUGAAGGCGAGGCCAAAACAACUCGGCGAAGUGAUCUCGACUCGGCCGAGGAGCACCGUCUAACGGCAUCCAUCCAGCAUGCCCGGUAUGAGCAGCAGCUCCAUUGUUAUCAUGACAAAAACGUCCAACAGCGCGACUUCAACGUCGGCGACCUAGUACUCCGACCGGUCCAGUCCACUGGAGGCAAGCUAACUUCCCCAUGGGAAGGCCCCUUCAUCGUGAGCAGUGUAGUCAUCCCAGGAACCUACAGGCUCCAGCGCAAAGAUGGAGCGGACGUGGGCAACCCAUGGAACAUCGAGUACCUUCAUCGCUUCUAUCCAUAG
Molecule: messenger RNA, 2739 nt
Organism: Panicum virgatum (switchgrass)
Lineage: Eukaryota; Viridiplantae; Streptophyta; Magnoliopsida; Poales; Poaceae
Exons: 3
Coding region: 1-2739 (912 amino acids)
Biological process (GO): DNA integration
Molecular function (GO): nucleic acid binding; RNA-DNA hybrid ribonuclease activity
Source: RefSeq, a predicted model, not a curated record